Molecule: messenger RNA, 1098 nt
Organism: Nasonia vitripennis (jewel wasp)
Lineage: Eukaryota; Metazoa; Arthropoda; Insecta; Hymenoptera; Pteromalidae
Exons: 3
Coding region: 1-1098 (365 amino acids)
Biological process (GO): DNA replication
Molecular function (GO): DNA binding; nucleotide binding; DNA-directed DNA polymerase activity
Source: RefSeq, a predicted model, not a curated record
AUGUCUAAAUUGCAAAAAAUGCGCGAUUGCGGCUACGAUGUUCGUAGUAUAUGGGAAUGCGAGUUUGACGAGGUGAAAUUGAGAAACCAAGAGAUCGCCUCCUACGUGAAAAAUCAUUCUCUGGUGAGUCGAAUAACUUUAAAUCCGCGAGAUGCAUUUUUUGGAGGGCGAACAGAAAACAUCAUACCUUUUUACAAAGUCAAAGACGGCGAGAAAAUCAAAUAUACAGACAUUUGUUCGCUGUACCCGUACAUCUGUAAGCGUGGAAAAUUCCCAAUCGGUCAUCCGCGUAUUUUGGUAGGUGAAGAGUGUCGCGAAUUGAUUGGCGAUGAUUACAACAAUCUUGACGGUGCCGAGGGCUUGGUCAAGUGCAGAGUUUCACCGCCGCGAAAUUUGUAUAUGCCGCUGCUGCCUGUUAAAAUGCACGGUCACCUCCCCUUUGCGCUAUGUCGCUCUUGUUGCGCCGAGGCGCGCACCGAAGAUUGUCAUCACGAGCAAAUAGCGGAUCGUGAGUUUACCGGUACUUGGGUGGCGGACGAGCUGCGCAAAGCCGUUGAGCUCGGUUAUCGCAUAAGCGAGAUAUACGUCAUUUGGCUGUACGAUACGACGCGCUUCGAUGGUACGAAAGGUGGGCUCUUUGCGCAGUAUGUAAAUCUAUUUUUGAAGAUAAAACAAGAAGCCUCCGACUGGCCCAGCUGGUGUAUCAACAAAAAUGCGAAAGCGCGGUAUUUAGCCGAGUACGAGCGCGAUGAGGGUAUCGUUCUAGAUCGUGAAAAAAUUAAGAAAAAUCCUGGAUUACGGGCUGUUGCCAAACUUUGUUUAAAUAGCUUAUGGGGCACGCCUCGACUGUAUGGUUACUUGGAAAAACUCGGAUCGCGCCUACUAUACUGCGAUACAGACUCGAGCAUUUUUGUGAAAAAUGAAAACGACCCGGCCGAAUAUGAGCCGCCAAUAGGUAAUCUCUUAGGUGCUAUGACGGAUGAGUUAAGAAGUUAUGGCGAGGGUACUAUAAAAUCUCUAAUUGACGAUGAAUUUAGUGAAAAUGCCGACAAAAGCGACAACGACAAUGACGAUCGCGACACCGGCAAGGACAAGUGA